UGACUGCAAGACGUCCCAGAGGAUCCAGUCGAUGCACCAAAAUACCUUCCGAGGGGACGUAAAAACACUAUCGCAACAGUUACGAACGAAGGAAAGCGAUAAGGAUAACUGGGUGCCAAGAAGACCACUACUCCUCUUUUCAAAGAGGACUAGGAGUACGACGUCUUUGGAACCACUGCUGUUGCAUGCAGUCGUCUGCAGAGGUUACUGUAUGAAGCUUUUAAGGCCUUUUUGAUUGAUCGGCCACUCGAUGGGGAUUCACAGAGGAGCUCUCACCUGUGUCGCCUCCUGCCCUCCACCCUGCCGCCUGCCCUCCCUCUUCUGCACCUCCUCCACACACAUCAUGAAACUGGUAUUAACUGAAUGGCAAUUGAUAUGGAUUUUUACUGAUUCUAGUAGACAGUAAACCAACUAACACAAAAAGGGAGGAAAAGCCAUCUAAUUUUCACACGUCCUUCUUCACACUAAAUGAACCUGCCUGUGGGGUUCUGAGCUGCCUGAGUUGAAAGCCCACCCUGAAAAACAACCCAAUGCCUCUUUAAGGAACACACAAGGAAUGUAUUGUACGCUUUAAGAGAUUAUUCUUUCUUCCUGAUAACGACGUUCGAGGACAUCGACAGCAGAGGGAGCUACUUUGAGGACGAGCUCACACCUGUCACCGCUGGUGUAUGAAAACAGAUCUAUUUUUUUUAUUUAGUUUUGAAUCAAUUUUUUUUUCUGGAGCCUGAAGGGUUGUGCGUUUGGCUGUGUGCAUGCCGAAGAAGAAGAAAAUGGCUCCCCAGAACUCUGAGGCCGAUGCUAUGCAAGUGCAGGGGGUGAUGGUGGUCCCUGCUGCUAAGAAAACCACCACAGGUUCUGCCUCCACAGGGGACGGAGGAGCAGGAGGAGGAGGAGGUUUGGUGCUGGAGUCAUGCCAGGAGGAGUCGGUGAGCGAGGGGUCUAUAGACCGGAUCCCGCUGCGCCAGUGGGUGAUGCACGGAGCCGUCAUGUUUGGACGAGAGUUCUGCUACGCCAUGGAAACAGCCCUGGUUACGCCUGUACUGCUGCAAAUAGGUCUUCCAGAACAGUAUUACAGCCUGACCUGGUUCCUGAGCCCCAUCCUGGGCCUGAUCUUCACACCUUUGAUUGGCUCAGCCAGCGAUCGCUGCACCCUGAAAUGGGGCCGGCGACGUCCUUUCAUCCUGGCCCUGUGUGUGGGCGUGCUGUUCGGAGUGGCACUCUUCCUCAACGGGUCACUCAUAGGUCUUGCCGUCGGCGACGUGCCAAAUAACCAGCCCAUAGGGAUCGUUCUGACCGUGCUCGGAGUGGUGGUGCUGGACUUCAGUGCAGACGCCACGGAGGGUCCCAUAAGGGCCUACCUACUAGACGUGGCGGACACCGAAGAACAAGACAUGGCCCUCAACAUCCACGCCUUCUCCUCUGGUUGUGGGGGAGCGGUGGGCUACGCGCUGGGCGGUCUGGACUGGACCCACACCUUCCUGGGCUCAAUCUUCAAGUCCCAGGAGCAGAUCCUCUUCUUCUUCGCGGCCAUCUUGUUCACCAUCUCGGUGGCUCUGCAUCUGUUCAGCAUCGAGGAGCAGCGGUACAGCCCCCAGCAGGACCGGCUGGACGAGGAGGCUGACGCCGCCUCCUCCACUGCCAACAAGGUCAACGACACCCUGGGGAAGCUCCACGGCCACAACACCCCCCACAUGGAGCUCAUUGGAGAGGACGACAUCUACGACCCUUGUGACCGUUAUGAGUUCUACGGAGAGGGGGACGGGGGCGAGGACGGGCGCUCGUUGCGCGACAUUAACAUGGACUUCCUGGAUGUGGAGAUGGUGAGGUCCAAGUCUGACUCUGUGCUGCAAAUGGCCGAUGCAACACUAGAUCACCUGGACCACGAGGCUCUGUUCCUGCGCCACAUCGAGCCCUCUAUCUUCGCCGACCACCUAUCAUCCUACCACGGCUCUCCACCACGCCGCAGCAGCAGCACAGGCAGCCAGGACCUCCUCAAAACCUCCAAAAAGAUCUGCCGGCUGUCACAGUUUCUGCAGGAGCAGGACCCAGACGGGGAGGAGGAGCUGCUCAACAACCAGGUCAACGAGCAGAAGACGCCCAACGGCCGGGCGCACGCCAACGGCUUGGGCCAGGGCGCUAACGGGCACGCCCGCUCGGUCAUGAAGAACUCGGCCAGCACCAACGGCUCCACGCGGCACCGCCGCCACAUCUUCUACCGCCAGCCGUCCUGCACCUUCUCCUACUACGGCCGCGUGGGUUCCCAUCGCUACCGCUACCGGCGAGCCAACGCCGCGCUGCUCAUCAAGUCCUCGCGCAGCUUGAACGACAUCUACGAGGUGCAGCGGAGACAGAAGAGGAGACAGCAGAACCCCAGAGCACGCCACCAGUCGGGCAACACCAACUCCAGCGGAGACACAGAGAGUGAGGAGGGGGAGACGGAGACCACAGUCAGGCUGCUGUGGCUGUCCAUGCUGAAGAUGCCUCCAGAGCUGAUGAGGCUGUGUGUCUGUCAUCUCCUCACCUGGUUUUCCAUCAUAGCUGAGGCCGUCUUCUACACUGACUUCAUGGGCCAGGUCAUCUACCACGGAGACCCCAAGGCUCCUGCUAACUCCACGGAUCUGCAGAACUACCACAAAGGAGUUCAGAUGGGCUGCUGGGGGCUGGUCAUCUACGCCCUGACAGCUGCCUCCUGCUCAGCCAUACUGCAGAAGUACCUGGACAACUUUGACCUGAGCAUCAAGGUCAUCUACGUCUUGGGUACGCUGGGCUUCUCCAUCGGUACAGCUGUCAUGGCCAUCUUCCCCAACGUCUACGUCUCCAUGGUGAUGAUCAGCAGCAUGGGCAUCAUCUCCAUGAGCAUCUCCUACUGCCCUUAUGCCCUCCUGGGACAAUACCAUGAGAUGAAAGAGUACAUCCACCACAGCCCGGGGAAUUCCAAGCGGGGCUUCGGCAUCGACUGUGCCAUCCUGUCGUGCCAGGUGUACAUCUCCCAGAUCCUGGUGGCGUCGGCGCUGGGUGCGGCAGUGGACGCUACGGGUAGUGUGCGGGUCAUCCCCAUGGUGGCGUCCGGCGGCUCCUUCCUGGGUUUCCUCACCGCCUGGUUCCUGGUUAUCUACCCAAGUCACGGCGACGCGGAGGCCAAGGGCGAGCAGAAGGCUCUAACAGGGCCCAUCUCCGAUAACAGCGUCACGGAGAAACCCAGUGUUCUAAAACUGACAAAGAAAGGUGCCGCCACCACUAUGUGUAAAGUGCAGUGCGAGUCCACUCUGUAAUUUGAUGUGAUCGCCAAUUAACCGGAAAGGUUGGAGCUUACUGUAACCAUAGCAAUGCAACGACAUCAUCAAAAAAUAAAAACCGACAUUCCUUUUUUACAACCGGGCCGUUGCCACCCAAUAAUCUGCUGAUGGCAUGGGCUUGACCGACCUCUCUCAAAGACACACAUGGGCCAUGAUGUGUUAAGGUUUUGACUUGUGUUUCAUUUCAUUUGGGGCCUGUCUCUCGCUCGUCACGGUCUAAGGACUGUGGUGUGGCGAGGAGAGGACAGCCAUCUCUCCCUCUCAGGGCCACCAGGGGCGGCGAUCGAGGCGGUCCAACUGGACAGGACAGAUCAGGGGACAGUGGAUACACAUGCGACCGACCGACGUUCACGCGCUGAACUGGGAUCUCUGGAAAAAGACAUGCACUUCACUCUCACUUCCAUUCAAGGGUCAAGAUAAAGGAAAAGACGAAGAGUCUCUAAGAAAUAUUAUAUUCUUCUAAUAAGUGAAGCAUUUGAAAAUGCAGAAAAUUGCUCUUUUGAUUGAACAUGUUUAUUUAGUUUACUUUCCUCUAUAUAUUUUUGACAUUAUGUUGCAGAAGGAUAUUGUUAUCACCAAAUGGUCCAGGCCCGGUAUCAUUUACAGGGUUGAUGUUUUACUUUUUGGACUUAAAAGGUUUUUCGUAGCUUUAAGAGGAAACUGCACAUGUAUAAAGAGGUAAUUUCUCAGUUAGGAGAGGAGGGGGAGGAAGGCAGUGUUUGGUAAAUCAAUCAGUUCUCCUAAUUAUUGAAUUUCUAACUGUUAUGACAUACUAAAUUGUAAUAAGACCAGUUACACCACGUGUCAAACUCAUUCCACACAGAGCCGAGUGUCUGCUGGUUUUCACUCUUUCCUCGUACUUGAUUGAUACAUUUAGGUCACUAAUUAGUAAAGAACUCCCCCUCACCUGGUUGUCUAGGUCUAAAAUGAAAAGAAAAACUGAAAACACCAGACACUCGACCCUCCGUGGAAUGAGUUUGACACAACUGAGUUACACUAUAUCUACUGUACACAAGCAUUUCCCAAACUCGCUCCUGGGGACCACAAGGGGUGCACGUUUUGGUUUUUGCCCUGGCACUACACAGCUGAUUCAAAUAAUGAA
This is a messenger RNA of Salvelinus namaycush (lake trout), 4398 nucleotides long. RefSeq names its product solute carrier family 45 member 4-like. Gene Ontology annotation, biological process: transmembrane transport. Gene Ontology annotation, molecular function: sucrose:proton symporter activity. The record is from RefSeq and is a predicted model, not a curated record. The transcript has 9 exons. NCBI's taxonomy places the organism in Eukaryota, Metazoa, Chordata, Actinopteri, Salmoniformes, Salmonidae. Bases 753 to 3272 code for a protein of 839 amino acids. Gene Ontology annotation, cellular component: membrane.